AUGGACUACUCCAUCCCGAAGCUUCUUGCUUCGGCAAGUCUUCUGGUCGGUUUGGCUUCUGCCGCCCCUAGCUCCUCGCCGCUAUACAACUCUGUUAUUGAGACCAAGUAUGGCAAGGUCCAGGGUUACCCUGCCUUCUCCAGCGAGCCCACUGGCAACUUGACCAACUGGAAGGACAUCACCGUCUGGAAGGGUAUUCCAUUUGCCGCCGACACUGCAGGCGAAAACCGCUUCCGUCCUCCUCAGAAGGCAAGCUCAUGGAACACCACCCUAGAUGCGAAGUCGUUUGGCAACGUGUGUCCUGCCGCCACCAGCGACACCAACCUCACCAUCUCCGAGGACUGCCUGAACUUGAACAUUUGGAGUCCCGCCAAGUCCACUGGCGCCAAACUUCCUGUCGUUAUGUGGAGCUACCCGGCCGAAUCCACCGCUGCUGAUGCUCUCUUCGACGGUGGCGGCAUGGCCGACAAGGGUAUUGUGUUUGUCAACUACAACUACCGAACUGGAUCCUUUGGUUGGCUUGGACACCCCGAGCUGAACGAGGAGGUCUACAAGGCCACUGGCCACAACAGCUCCGGCAACUGGGGAAUGCUCGACCAGAUGGAGGCUGUGAAGUGGAUCCACGAGAACAUCGCUGACUUCGGUGGAGAUCCUAACCACAUCACCGUCAUGGGCCAAUCUGCUGGAUCUGCCGCGACCUACCACAUCCUCAACAGUCCCCUUACCAAGGGCCUCAUCAAGCAUGCCAUUAUCGAGAGUGGUGUCCGUGACCCCCAUGACCCUCUGUGCACUUCUCUUGCCGAGGGCUACAAGACCCAGGAGUAUGUUAUGGCCCAGGGCCUGAACUACACCGCUGAGAAGAAUGUCAGCACUAUUGCUGAGCUGCGCAAGUUGCCCAUGUCUGAUCUCGAGGACAACGUUCUGGAUGGCUGGAGCUUCGGUGCUACCUUGGACUACUACGCUAUGCCCGCUAAAUACGCCGUGACUCUGAAAGAGGGAGCUGCCAACAAUGUCCCAGUCCUUACAGGUAAUACCAAGGACGAGAGUGGUGCUGAGAAGCAGACCAAUAUCACUGUGGCCGAAUACCUCGCGGAUCUGGAGGAUACCUACACCACCGGUAACUGGUCCAACAGAUUCCUUGAGCUUUACCCCGCCGAUAACGACAAGCGUGCCGAUGGUGCCUACAACUCCAUGUGGACCGACCGAUCCAAGGUUGGCACCUGGAUGUGGACUCAGCUCUGGGCUGAAUCCAGCAACAAGGAUGUCUACACCUACUUCUGGGAUCACUCCCCGCCCGGCCAGGACCAGGGCGCCUACCACGAGUCUGAGAUCAACUACGUGCUCAACAACCUUUACGCCACUGACAAGCCCUGGACCGCAAAGGACUAUGAAAUCGCUGCCAAGAUGAACGGAUACUGGUCCAACUUCAUCAAGAACGGCAACCCCAACGGAAAUGGUCUGGUCCACUGGUCCCCCACUGCUGACGAUGCGCGUGUGCAUCACGUUGGUAACGGUUGGGGCCCCAUCCCCGUGGCCUCCAAGGCUAAGGUCCAGCUGUUCAAGGAGUGGUUCGCUACCCUCCCGACCUACUAG
Molecule: messenger RNA, 1593 nt
Organism: Penicillium pulvis
Lineage: Eukaryota; Fungi; Ascomycota; Eurotiomycetes; Eurotiales; Aspergillaceae
Product: carboxylesterase/lipase family protein
Exons: 1
Coding region: 1-1593 (530 amino acids)
Source: RefSeq, a predicted model, not a curated record